Molecule: messenger RNA, 1340 nt
Organism: Camponotus floridanus (Florida carpenter ant)
Lineage: Eukaryota; Metazoa; Arthropoda; Insecta; Hymenoptera; Formicidae
Exons: 4
Coding region: 381-1340 (319 amino acids)
Biological process (GO): regulation of transcription by RNA polymerase II
Cellular component (GO): transcription regulator complex; nucleus
Source: RefSeq, a predicted model, not a curated record
UGAUAAGCAACCCGAUAAAUUGCGACCAUGCGAAUCACCGUACUACUACUGUAAUGCGGGAUCUACAAUGCGAGUCUUAAGAGUCUUAAGAGUCGCAAGAGCCGUCGUAGCACGGUCGUAGCACAGUCAUAGCAUGGUCGUAUUCGUAGUCGUUCGAAUUGGUUCAAUUCCUAUUCCAACGACUACGACCACACCAUAUGUUGCUGCGACUGACCAAUGAGAAAAGAAUAUUGUUAGGAUUAGGUUAGAUUAGGAUUAGGACAUUACACACUGUACGCAUUUCAUUUCAACUAGCGAGAAAAUAGCCCAAAGAGAGAGAAGAAGAAAGGAAAAAGAUUAUAAAUUAACAUUUUCAUAAUCAUAGUUUGUGUGUUUUAAAUAUGGAUUAUAACGAAUAUGAAUAUUUGGAGUCGGAAAAUGAAGAGGAAAACGAAGAGGAAAUCGAAGAAAAUUCAAACCAAAUAGCAACCACCGUCUUGGAAGAUAAUAAAAUUCAAGAUGACUUGGAUUUAAUUGCGCUUGUUGAAGGCAACCCUAAACUUUAUGCUAAAGGAAAAAUUGGAUAUAAAAAUGUACAAGAAAAAGAAAUGACAUGGAUGUCUAUUGGCAAAGCCCUAAAACAUCCGCUAAGUGGACCAGAUGCAAAGCAGAGAUGGGAUACGCUGCGAAAUCUCUAUAGUCGCGCAAGGCGACAAAUAUCGACAUUAACAGAACAACAAGGGCGGUCAGGUUCAAGGAGAGAUAAUGUGUCAUAUGAAAACUUAUUAACACCACAAAGCAUGGCUAUUCAUCGUUUUAUGAGUCAUCUGUAUAUUCCACGAAAGACAUUCUCCAAUUAUACCAAAUUCACGUGUCCUUCAUCUGCUUCUGGAAAAAGUUUUCUUCCCAGGCCUCUCUCCAAAUCGUCAAUGAGAAAACAUCCACGACUACAUAUUUCAGAUUCAGAAGAAUCGAUAACAUUAAAUUCGCCAGGGUCUUCCGUUUGUAAAGAAAACGUUCCUGCCAACAGUUUUAAAAUUUCAGAGAAUAAGUUUAAUAAGAGUAUUGGUGGUGAUGAAAUAAGUGAUUGCUCACUCACAGUACCUAAAUCGGAUAUUAAAAAAAGAAAGAAAAUUAAUGUUGAUAAUAUAGAUUCUGUAAUUAAAGAAUCAUCUCAAACAAUAGCUGCAGCUUGCUCAGCUUUGCCAACAUUCCUGAAUGCAACUUCCAAAGCAGACACAGAAGAAGAUAAAUAUUUUAUGUCAUUCUUGUUACAUGGAUUAAAAUGUGUGCCUGAACAACAAAAAAUAAGAUGCGUGAUCAAAAUGUUAGAGGUAUUAGAAUCAUUUCAACAAUAUUGA